Oppia nitens is the source of this 931-nucleotide messenger RNA. Its product is annotated as ecdysone receptor-like. Bases 31 to 894 code for a protein of 287 amino acids. The record is from RefSeq and is a predicted model, not a curated record. NCBI's taxonomy places the organism in Eukaryota, Metazoa, Arthropoda, Arachnida, Sarcoptiformes, Oppiidae. The transcript is spliced from 2 exons.
AUUUAUCAUUUGAUAUUCAAUAUUGCAAUUAUGUCCGCUCCUAUAGAAAAAACAUGUUACAUAAUAGCCAUCAUUUUAUGGAUCAAUUUGAUGGAUCAUAUCAUGGCAUUACCUCUCAGUAAUAAUAAUAAUAACAUUAUUUCGGUGACAUCACCUAAUGAUGAAUUAUUAGAAGAUGUUUUGGUUAAUGGAAAGCCUGUUCAACAGCACCCGACAUCUGAAGGCCAAAAGCCUACGAUAUUUCAGUUACCAAAAGAAUCACAACUACAACAAGAAAAUAGCAUUUACUCGCCUAUCGGUGCCAUUAAAAGCAGUAAUUCAGAUAUAUCUUCAAAUUCAGAUAUAAUGUUUGGUAAUAGUCAACAACAACCUCAACCUCAACUUCAACCUCAACCUCAACCUCAACCUCAACCUCAACCUCAACCUCAACCUCAACCUCAACCUCAACCUCAACCUCAACCUCAACCUCAACCUCAACCUCAACCUCAACCUCAACCUCAACCUCAACAACAACUAUCAAUCGGUGGAAUCAAUUUGAAUGCUGAUCACUAUAUAAGUCAAUUGGCUAACAAAGAGUGGGGUCCGUAUCACUUUACAUUAGGACCGUAUAAAUUUUCACCCAUAUAUGAAAAAAUCAAAAAUAUGAUUAAAAAUCUAUACCAACGUUUACCACCCGUGUCUAAAGUGUUAGGAUUUUUUUGUCAGAUCGCACAAACAGCCACAUCAUAUUUGCCAACAGCCGAUAGUCUAACAACACAAACAACAAACUUUAGCCCACAAUUAAACUCACAAUUAAACCAACAAAUUCAAUAUAAACCAGUGUUGGGUAGUAAUCCUGGACCGCCUAACGGCUAUUAUAAUCAUUUAAAUAAUAUGAUUCCUUCAUCCAAAUAAAUAUUACAUUUUUGUUUAAUUCAAAUAUAUUAUUCAU